This is a messenger RNA of Humulus lupulus (European hop), 1817 nucleotides long. RefSeq lists its product as uncharacterized. The coding region runs from base 406 to 1713 and encodes 435 amino acids. The transcript has 3 exons. Lineage: Eukaryota; Viridiplantae; Streptophyta; Magnoliopsida; Rosales; Cannabaceae. The record is from RefSeq and is a predicted model, not a curated record.
AGCCCUGACACCCCAGCUUGAUCUGACUCUGAGGACAAUCGCACGUGUUAACCACCGUCACGUUCCACUCUGCCUUUCCAUUUAUCUCUCUCCCACUUCGCACUGUUCCGAUGUUUAUGUUGUCCAAACUGCAAUUUUUACAAAUUCCUGCCCACGUAUUUAUUUUUAUUUUUAUUAUUUUGUGUUUGUGAUUAAAUAAUUUUAUAAACCAGUCAUAUAUAUAUGUAUAACUAUGUAAGUACUUAUUACUUACCACUGUUGAUGAGAUUACUGAUCAGAAAAACGAUUGCUAUGAGAGACUUAGCCAUGGCGGCGGCGGCCAUUUCUGGGUAGCUGAUUGGAGCUUUUGGUGUGGCGGUGGAGAUUAUUAAUGGAAAACUGUUUUAUCAACUUUCGAAAUAUGACAUGGCCACUCCCAAUAUCUUUGACAUGUACCAGGCCGAGGAGGAAGAGGAGGUUCCCCAACUCCAGCGGAGAUCCAAGAGGAGAACUGGCGAAUCCAGCCGAGGCCCUCCAGCCAAGAAGGGUCGAACAGAAGACCUUCCCAAGGACGCGCCAACUGGGCAAACUCCUGGGCCAAUGGGGCAAACUCAUCCACUAGCUCCUACUGAGAAGCAGACUCCUCCUGCCCCACCAAAUCCUCCGGCUGCGCCCACUAGAGAGGAAAUUACUCGUGAAGAAGCUCUCGGGGCCAAACUCAUGAGCCGUACCCUUCGAUCAGCCAGGGAUCGCCUUGACCGCAUUGGCAAAGGUGACCAUGUCAGAGAUGCAAUGGUCGAGGCUGAAAACUUGGGGGCCGACCAGGUUCUGAACAGGGCCCUGAAUGAAAUCUCCAGUGCCUUGCUAUCUUCUAUCACUGCUCGUACCCGUAUCCAGGCUUCCAUCGAGCAGGCCAAGGCAAAGGCCACUGAGAGGCAUCAAGUGAAGGCAGCUGAGGAGCUUUCCGCUGCAGAGGCUAGGCACGCCAAGGAGUUGGAGGCAAUGGCUCGAGAAAGGGAUGCUGCGGUGACCAAAUUGUCAGAGGCUGAAGCUGCAAAAGAUGUCGCGGUGAAGUUGAGGCAGCAGUAUCGAGAGUCCAAUCAAACCCAUCUUCGCGAGAUCAAGCAUUUGGGAGAGACACUCAAGUCCAAGGACGAGGCUAUUGUCACUCUCGAAGGCAAGGUGAAGCAGCUGGAGCAUGACAACUCCAAAAAUCUUGAAAAGUACAAGAGGACGACACUCCGAUGUUUCUACAACUUCUGGAAACAUAAUCAGGGUGCCGAUUUUAGCUAUCUUUCAGAGGAAGUCAGGACUGCUGAGUUGGCUCGCUGCACCUCUCAACUGGCCGAAGAGGAGGCAAGACUGAGGAUCCCUGCUUCUCCAAGCAUCGUUGGUGUAGAAGAAGAAGAAGUUGCCGAGGACGCAACUAACCAAGAUGCUGCCCGGGACCCUCCGGCCCCAAAUGCCUCUGAAACUUUCCCAUUUAUUUUUUCUCUCUUUUUGGCCACACGACCUACGGGUCGUGAUGUAAAGACAAUAAUUUCUUGUUUAAACUUUGCUGCACGGGCAGUAAAUCUUUUUUCUUUUAUUCGAACAGUUACAUCCAAGCAGCGAUGCUUGCGGUGUAAAAGCUUAAAUCUUGAUGCUAUAAUAUCUUUAUUUAUUAUAACAUUUGUCUGUAUGACCGAACUUAGCAUAGUACUUUGGCAUGAUUUAACAAAACAUAAAUUUUGAAAAAUACUCUAAGUACUGCAGCAUGCUUUCACUCAUUUUGUUCAUGUGUUUACAUACCUUGCGAGUAUGCUUUGCUAUCGAUGUGCCUUAUAUGCCCCCCCAAG